This is a messenger RNA of Lampris incognitus (smalleye Pacific opah), 2283 nucleotides long. RefSeq names its product SIM bHLH transcription factor 1a (gene sim1a). The record is from RefSeq and is a predicted model, not a curated record. Gene Ontology annotation, biological process: regulation of transcription by RNA polymerase II. Gene Ontology annotation, molecular function: protein dimerization activity; DNA-binding transcription factor activity, RNA polymerase II-specific; RNA polymerase II transcription regulatory region sequence-specific DNA binding. Lineage: Eukaryota; Metazoa; Chordata; Actinopteri; Lampriformes; Lampridae. Bases 1 to 2283 code for a protein of 760 amino acids. The transcript is spliced from 11 exons.
AUGAAAGAGAAGUCUAAAAACGCCGCGCGGAGCCGGCGGGAGAAGGAGAACAGCGAGUUCUACGAGCUGGCCAAGCUGCUGCCGCUGCCCUCGGCCAUCACCUCCCAGCUGGACAAGGCCUCCAUCAUCCGGCUCACCACCAGCUACCUGAAGAUGCGGAUCGUCUUCCCCGAAGGUCUUGGGGAGUCCUGGGGUCACGUUAGCCGGAGCAGCCCGCUGGACAGCGUCGGCCGGGAGUUAGGCUCCCAUCUGCUGCAGACGCUGGAUGGGUUCAUCUUCGUCGUGGCGCCGGACGGGAAAAUCAUGUACAUAUCGGAGACGGCCUCGGUGCAUCUGGGCCUGUCGCAGGUGGAGCUGACGGGGAACAGCAUCUAUGAAUACAUCCACCCUGCAGACCACGAUGAAAUGACAGCGGUCCUGACUGCUCACCAGCCCUACCACUCACACUUCGUUCAAGAAUAUGAGAUGGAGCGCUCUUUCUUCCUGAGAAUGAAGUGUGUCCUCGCCAAGAGAAACGCGGGUCUUACCUGUGGCGGCUACAAGGUAAUCCACUGCAGCGGCUACCUGAAGAUCCGGCAGUACAGCCUGGACAUGUCUCCUUUCGACGGCUGCUACCAGAACGUGGGCCUGGUGGCGGUGGGCCACUCGCUGCCGCCCAGCGCCGUGACGGAGAUCAAGCUGCACAGCAACAUGUUCAUGUUCAGAGCCAGCCUGGACAUGAAGCUCAUCUUCCUAGACUCACGCGUUGCUGAGCUGACAGGCUACGAGCCACAGGAUCUAAUAGAAAAGACCCUGUAUCAUCAUGUCCACAGCUGCGACUCUUUCCACCUCAGAUGUGCACACCACUUGUUGCUAAUGAAAGGACAGGUCACCACUAAGUACUACCGCUUCCUGGCCAAGCCGGGCGGCUGGGUGUGGGUGCAGAGCUACGCCACCAUCGUGCACAAUAGCCGCUCGUCCCGACCUCACUGCAUUGUCAGCGUCAACUACGUCCUCACGGAGACAGAAUACAAGGGCCUCCAGCUGUCUUUGGACCAGGUGAUAUCCAAGGCCCCCAUCCCUUACAGUAGCAGCAUACCCAGCAGCCUGAUGGAAAACCGCCGGACCCCAAAAAGCAGAGUGUCCCGACCCAAAACCAAGGCAAGGCUUUCCCCAUACACACAGUACCCUGGUUUCCAGACAGAGCGUUCUGAAUCAGACCAGGACAGUACUUGGGGUGGCAGCCCCCUCACGGACUCAGCCUCUCCCCAGUUGCUAGAACACAGUGAAGGUCUGGAUGCCGCCUGCGUCUACCGACAGCUCACUGAGCCCCAUCCUCUUUGCUACAGCCUGCCGCUGUCUGAAGAGUGUCAUGCGGCCAGCGACAGCCAGACGCAUGCCCAUGGUCAGACCUGCGAGCGUGGGCGCUGUGAGGCGGGACGCUACUUUUUGGGAGCACCUCCACCUGUUCGGGACACCCUGUGGGGCACUGCACGCUCCAUUCUACCCCUGACCAAGUGCUCCCUGGACAAUCGAGACGGGUAUGACAACAACAUGCCCCACAUCGCAGCCAUCCAAAGUCUUCACGGCCGAGCUCACUGGGAUGAGGACAGCGUGGUCAGCUCUCCAGAUGGGGGUUCAGCCAGCGACUCAGGGGACCGCCACAGUGGUGACCACUACCACUCCAGCCCACAGGAACCCAGCAAGAUUGAUACAUUGAUAAGGGUCACGCAACAGAUGAUCAAAGAAGAAGAAAGCCGACUGCACUUACACAAGGGCUCACAUGACACUCCCCUCGGCCCUGCCAGUGUUUUGCCCAAGGGCCCCGGGCCCUGUUUCUCCCCCGAGUACACAGAGGGGCCACUGCCACUGCAGAGCGUUGUAUGCCGGGGUUUGAAUCAGGCGAUCAGCCCUGCCCCUAGCCCCACCUCUCUCUCUAGGCUGAGUAGCCCCGGGUCUGAGCGCCUCCAAAAACCAAAAGACUACCUCCAGACAGACCUGUCCCCUCUCUCUUUGCCAUCACAACACGCUCUGGGUCGCACGGGCCCUUGCUCAGCCUCCCCCACGCCUGCCCCGGGCCUCUACUCUACCCAUCUCCACCCACAGUCCUACAUGGACAAGCAUACUGCCUAUUCUCUAACAGGCUACACCCUGGAGCACCUCUAUGAUACAGAGAGCCUCCGAGGCUACUGUACCUCCACCAGCGCUCCAACCCACUACAAUGUGACACCUCACCUGCGCAUGCAGAUGGAGCAGACUCCUGGACACAAAGGCACCUCUGUCAUCAUCACCAAUGGCAGCUAA